AUGACUCAUACCGCAGACGUUGUGGUGGUCGGUGCUGGACUGAGUGGCCUUGUAGCUGCUGCGAAACUGACAGAGAAGAACAUCUCUUGCAUUGUCUUGGAAGCUCGCGAUAGGGUUGGUGGCAAAACAUACUCUAAGCCUGUCCUAUCCGGUGGCAGUUCAACUGAGUCAGGGGCUGCUUGGAUCAAUGAGCACACACAGCCUCGCAUCUACAACCUAGUCCAAAAAUUCGGUCUCGAUACUGUGACUCAGUACUCUCAAGGCAUUGACAUUCUCUCCGACAAUUCUGGGGUUAUCCAUACUAGCCCAACGGGCGCCAGCUUUCUUGAGGCACUGGACAAGGAUGGCUCCAUUGUCAAUAUCAUGCAAGAGCUAUCAGCGCAAUCAUCUAGGGUUGAUCUCUACAAUAUCAAGCAAGGGAAUGCAAACUUCGAGGAUAUGCCACUAUCUGAAUGGCUUGAAAAGCAAGGUUUGAAGAGGGGAACUGAAGGAUGGGCCUUUUUUCGAUCCUUCGUCGCCGCUGUGCUAGGCGUUGAGCCCGAUGAGAUUAGUACACUAUACUGGUUCGAUUAUAUCAAAAGUGGACUGGGGCUCGAGAGUUUGGGGAGCGACGGCCCUCAUGGCGCGCAGUAUCGACGAGUUCGUCAAGGUGCGCUACAAUCAUACAUCACUCCUCAGGACUUUUUACUGACUAGCGUCCUUACUACAGGGAAUCAAACAAUAUCAAUAAGACUCGCUCAAGAACUAGCACCAGGUUCGCUGCGCCUGAACAGCCCAGUGCGAUCUAUCGAACAGCAAGACGAUGGCUUUGUCCUCGUCACCACUUAUGGCGAUCGCAAGUUUCGAGCUAAAAAGGUGAUUUUAUCAGUGCCAACUCCAUUGUACAGAUCCAUAUCGUUCAGCCCGUCAUUACCCGCCGACAAAGCCGAAUAUGUCAAUUCAACUUUCAACGGAGACUAUGCGAAAGUCUCGCUGAUAUACUCUGAGCCAUGGUGGAGAACUUUGGGCCUGAGUGGCAUCUUCACAGAUCUGAAUGGCCCCGUCUGCUUCAGCCGUGAUACUUCGUUUGAGCAAGACAAACAAUACUCCAUCACCUGCUUCGUUGUCGGGGAAAUUUGUCGGCAAUGGUCCAAACUCUCACCGACCCAGCGCAGGGAUACUAUUCUCGACUCGCUUACCCGUAUGGUCGGUGAAAAAGGAGCCCGAUUUGUUCGCACAUAUCUUGAUGCUCGCGAAACUAAUUGGAUGCCUGAGAUUUGGAGUCUAGGCGCCCCUUGUCCUGUCCCUGGUCCCGGAACUUGGCAACGUCUCGGAGAUUCCUUGAGGACGCCUUUCCAGAACCUGCAUUUUGUCGGCACAGAGACCGCUUUCAUCUGGAAAGGCUAUAUGGACGGCGCUGUGUCUGCCGGAGAACGAGGCGCGCAGGAAGUGAUCGAGGCACUGAUUACCAAGGCACGACUUUAG
Molecule: messenger RNA, 1464 nt
Organism: Exophiala mesophila
Lineage: Eukaryota; Fungi; Ascomycota; Eurotiomycetes; Chaetothyriales; Herpotrichiellaceae
Exons: 2
Coding region: 1-1464 (487 amino acids)
Molecular function (GO): oxidoreductase activity
Source: RefSeq, a predicted model, not a curated record